AUGGAUGACAUAACUGGUAGAGCUUGGGACCUUCUUAAAUAUAACAUCAGAAUCAAUCCUCUGGUUGAUGAUAAGAUUAAUUGGAAAGGUAUGAGGAAUGGCAUAUUCUCAGUUAACAGUGCCUGGAGAAAUUUAGCAGCUGUGGAGAAUCAAGUGUCCUGGAAUAAAGUUGUUUGGUAUCCUGGAAUGAUUCCCAGACAUUCCUUUGUAACCUGGUUAGCUAUUAUGGGUAGAUUGAACACAAAUGACAAGCUUAUGAGAUGGGGAGUGAUCCAAUCCAAUGUUUGUUCUCUGUGUAACACUCAUACAGAAACCAUAGGUCACUUAUACUUUGACUACAGCUUCUCAGCUAAUAUCUGGAGUAAUAUCUUAAGAAUUUCUGGGGAUAUUAGACCUGAAAAUUGCUUGAGAAGAGAAAUUAGUUUUCUGACUAGAAGAGCUAAUGAGAGAUCCAAAAAGUCUAAAGCUAGAAGGCUUUGGUUUAAUGCUGCUGUCUAUCAUAUUUGGUAUGCCAGGAAUGAUUUAGUUUUUAAUCAAAUGUGCAGAGUAUUGAGCAGGGGCUUGUUAGUCCUCUGGGCUUUUGUCUAG
Messenger RNA from Mercurialis annua (annual mercury), 588 nucleotides. RefSeq lists its product as uncharacterized. The record is from RefSeq and is a predicted model, not a curated record. The transcript has 2 exons. Bases 1 to 588 code for a protein of 195 amino acids. Lineage: Eukaryota; Viridiplantae; Streptophyta; Magnoliopsida; Malpighiales; Euphorbiaceae.